AGCCAGCUGUGGUUGCCUUUCAGGAGCCACCAGCCUGUUUCUAUACACUUCACUAUCUGUUUGGGAUUAUUUGGAUUCCAGUUUUAAGCCACUCUAGGCAAUGAAGUAGUUGGGACAAAAAUGGAGUGAAAAUCUUGGGAAGGAAAUAAGCCCUAAAUACGGAACAUUGACAUGGAAGAGAAACUUGUCAUUAAAACUCCAUGAAAAGAAGCUUUGGAAAAGACCAAAGAAUUGCGAAUAGAGCUACAAAGACAACAUCUGAGAGAAACAAGUUUUACUACAAUCUCUACUACUACAUUUAUGACUACUGAGAAACCUGGGAGUUACAGGCGACUUUAAUUCAAGCAGCCCUCUCGCGGCCAGCUGCCUCGGAUAGAGCCUCACGUCUCCGUCUCCUCAUUGAGAAGUUAGCCCCCACCCCUUCCACCUGGUUCUGAGCCCCAAGUCCGAGGUAUUGCAUAUCUGAGCUGCAGUUUCAUUCUCCUUCCUACCUGAAGAGUGACUGAAGAUUUCCAGAUAAAAACUACAGGUGAAGAUUGGUAAAAAGAAGCACUGAUUACUGCGGUGGCCUGGAGAGGAAAAGCGCUGGUCGGUAUCACAUGGACAAGCUCAGUGUUUUCCAAAGAUGCUGUUGAAGUAGUCUUUGCUACUGCUUUCCUUCAAAGCUCUUCAUAACAUGGGCUGCAUGAAAUCAAAGCAAACUUUCCCAUUUCCUACCACAUGUGAGAGUGAGAAGCAGCAUGCAAGUGAAGAAAGCUUUAUGUCUGGAGACAGAUUUCUACCUAGGAUGCCUUCUCCAGUUAAUGUCGAACAGGAAGUGAAGAAACCAUCAGGGCCCGAAACUGUGGUCUUCGAAUUUGCACAUCGCCUGUCCCAGGAAAUCCUGAGUGAUGCCUUGCAGCAGUGGGCAGGCAACAACAUCAAGUACUAUGACAUCCCAUAUAUUGAGAGUGAGGGGCCUUAACGCUGUAGGAUGAUGAUAACUUCUUGAAUUGUGGAUAAAGUUGGUGCUAGCUUAAAUACAUGAAACAAUAGCAAAAACUAAUGUGAAUAAAUACAAAUAACUACA
Messenger RNA from Prionailurus viverrinus (fishing cat), 1069 nucleotides. RefSeq names its product chromosome C1 C2orf88 homolog (gene AKAP19). Bases 677 to 964 code for a protein of 95 amino acids. Gene Ontology annotation, molecular function: protein kinase A regulatory subunit binding. The transcript is spliced from 4 exons. Lineage: Eukaryota; Metazoa; Chordata; Mammalia; Carnivora; Felidae. The record is from RefSeq and is a predicted model, not a curated record.